Molecule: messenger RNA, 597 nt
Organism: Phaeodactylum tricornutum CCAP 1055/1
Lineage: Eukaryota; Bacillariophyta; Bacillariophyceae; Surirellales; Neidiaceae
Exons: 1
Coding region: 1-597 (198 amino acids)
Source: RefSeq, a predicted model, not a curated record
AUGAGAAGUCUGUUGCAGUCGUUGUGUCGUUCGAAUCAAGGACUGCUUGCACAAAAGCUCGGCUUGAUGGACGCGGUCGUCGCGAAGCAUGGGCAAACCAAGGCUGAGGAUAUGUACCAUCAAGUGUGCCCAAUCGUCCAAGCCACCGUCGGUCAGCAUAUUCGUCACAGUGUAGACCACAUCGAACGAGCUAUUUUGGCCGCUCAGGAUCCGGAAAUUCGUAAAAUUCGGUACGAUGUGCGCAAACGCGGGGGCGAGGAUGAACACAACCUCGACGCGGCACGAGCACGCGUGGAACACGUACGAGAUAUACUGGACCGGAUGGCCAACAGUAAUGCCCAUUUACCAGUGAUGUCACACAAUAUCGAAGCUUGUUUUAUGCUGUCCGGGACGAGCCCGAUUGAAUUUGCCCUGCCGAGUACGGCUGCUCGUGAGCUUGGGUUUGCGGCUCACCAUGGCAUCCACCAUAUGGCAAUGGUAAAGAUCAUCGCCCUACAAACUCUGGGCUUGGACUCGAACGACUUGCCGGCAGACUUUGGUAAGGCACCAAGUACCUCCAACUUCGAUCGGCAGCAACAGCGAGCUCAAAGCUCAUGA